Molecule: messenger RNA, 1683 nt
Organism: Phoenix dactylifera (date palm)
Lineage: Eukaryota; Viridiplantae; Streptophyta; Magnoliopsida; Arecales; Arecaceae
Source: RefSeq, a predicted model, not a curated record
AUGCAUGACCUCCUGCGAUCUCUAGCUCACCAUAUAGCAGGGGAUGAGUGCUUCGUUGGAGAUGCACGAGCAUUUGAAAACAAGAUCACGUCCUCCUCCUCAUCAUCAUUGAUAAAAUUACGCCGUUUAUCAAUUGUAGAUAAAAAAUUAGAAACCAUACCAGACUUUAUAAUGGAACAGACAUCCUUGAGGACCCUGUCAUUCUUCCAUACCCCACUUAUUCGGGAUCUUCCAAGAGAUCUCUUCAGAAAGCUAAGGAGUUUAAGGGUCCUCAACUUACGUGAAACAGCCAUUAACAAUCUACCAACUUUCUUGGGAGAUCUUGUACACCUUAAAACUCUUGAUAUCUCUAAUACUUCAAUAAGAGAGAUACCAGAGAGCAUAGGGAAUCUUAGAAAUCUCCAAUUCCUGCUCCUUGAGAAUUGUGAAUAUAUGCACAACCUCCCUAAUGGUGUCGUGGGGUUAAUCAAUCUAAGGGUUUUGGAUGUCGAGAAUGUACCACAUGAUGGUCUGCCUGUAGGAAUAGGGAGACUGGAACAACUACAUUCACUUUGGGGAUUUGUAGCGAAUGGUAGCGAGGGCUGCAUAUUUGGAGUAGGAGAAGAUGACAGGGAGCAGGAGCACAAGGGACAUCAACACAGGAGGUUCUGCACCUUGAAGGAGUUGAAAUCCCUCUCCCAGCUCCGGUAUUUGAUUAUACAAAACUUGGAGAGGGUAUCGAACAGGGAUGAAGCAAGAGCUGCAACACUUAAAGCCAAGCCCCAUCUUCUCUACCUAGAUAUGCAUUGGGCACUAGCGAACAACACUUCUGAAGUGCAGCAGCCUCGUGCAAAUGAUUACGAGGAGGAAGAUAUCAGGAGAAUAGGGGAGGUAUUCGAGGAGCUCUGCCCACCACCAUGCAUUGAAAUUCUUAGAAUCAAUGACUACUUUGGCCGUGAGUUUCCCAACUGGUUGAUGACACCGUCCUCCUCGUCGUUCCGCAACCUGCGAAGGCUGGAACUGAAGAAUUGUGCUCUAUACCAGCAAAUUCCACCCUUGGGAAUGCUUCCACAACUAGAUUACGUCUGGAUCAAUGGUGCUUCUGCAGUCCUGAGAAUCGGGCCCGAAUUCUUGGUGCUGGCGGGUGGUAGAGCUGGUGGACAAAAAACAGACUCUUGCUUCUCCUCCUACUUCCCCAAACUAGAGCAACUUGGAUUUAAAAACAUGCCUAAUUGGGAAGAAUGGCGGUGGCAGUCGGAGGAGGACAACCGGACAACAUCGUUGCUACCUUCUCUCAAGUCAUUGGGAAUUGAUCGAUGCCCGAAGUUGAGGUCUCUACCGGAGAGCCUCCUCUGUCAUGCCACCGCCCUGAAGAAACUAUACAUUGCUGGUGCCCACAGCCUGAGAGAAAUACAAAACCUCCCCUCUCUUACAGAAUUGAUCUUGAUUAGCAACUCAAAUUUGGAGAGAGUGUCGAACCUUCCGGCACUAAAAUUUUUGAGGAUUCAUCAUUGUGAGAAGUUGAAGGUUGUGGAGGGUGUGGAUGCCAUGGAGCACAUUCUGCUUCAUAAUCGAGAAGGGUCUCUCCCGGACUGGUUAGUAGGUGCUGGUGAAGAGCAAUCGUGCUUCCCUUCCCUCCACAAGUUGACUCUCAAAAACAGAAUCUGUCGCCGAGGGCUGCCCGAUUGGCCUCUGAUCCGAUGA